Messenger RNA from Cryptococcus deneoformans JEC21, 1781 nucleotides. Its product is annotated as cytoplasm protein, putative. The transcript has 6 exons. Lineage: Eukaryota; Fungi; Basidiomycota; Tremellomycetes; Tremellales; Cryptococcaceae. The record is from RefSeq and is a predicted model, not a curated record. Gene Ontology annotation, cellular component: lipid droplet. The coding region runs from base 112 to 1662 and encodes 516 amino acids.
CUCCAUCCUAUUUCCCGUUCUCGAUCUUGCCUCGACCGUCUGUGAAAUCCGAGUGCCUGCAACCGGUCAAUCCUCCAUUUACUCCACAACCGGCUCAGUGACGAAUCCACCAUGACCGCAUUCCCCCCCUUAGCAGCCGUCUUCUUGACCUACUUUGAUGACAUCAAAGGUCAAUCCGUCUUGUAUUACUCCUCCUUACCAGAUAUCCCAGAGGGAACGAUCGAACAUGCCACGCUCCCGUCAGGUUUACAUAACCUUUCUGAAGAUUUGAUCUGUUUCCGACACCAUGAUCUUCCUGGAGUAGGUCUGUUUAGGAGUCGCGAAAAGCCAGAGGGGGAGAAUAGGGGGCGGGGGCGGACGAUGGGUGUCGUUGGUGUGGUUUUAGCGGAAGGGGACGUAGCAGAUCUGUAUAGCUCCAAGUCUGCUUUGAAAGAGAUAUACGACAAACUAGAAAAUCUCUCUCAAUCACCAUUCAUCUCCUCUGUCGAACAAGAUGGCGAGAGGGAGAAGGUUCUAGAUGAAGUAUGGCAGAAAUAUCGGGCGGACAAGGUGAAGAAAUUAGAAGCAGCUAUGGAUGAAGGGAAGGAGAAUGAGUUGGACAGGGUGCACAAGCUUAUCACCGAGCGAGGAAGAGUGCCUUCGGCACAUCCUAUUGCUUUCAUGCCUCUUCUCCUCGGUCUGCUUGGUCCAAAUAUUGUGCCGGUAUACAAGGCCGCCCUAUCUGGGCAACGUAUCUUGCUCUACUCUCAGCCACCCGUCUUGCCUCUUAGCGCUCUUGCCUGGAAUAUCUGGGCCCUCUCGCUUCCUCCUCGGGCAGCCCUCGCAAACGGAGAGGCUGAAAUAUCUGAAUACUUGGGCAACGUCGGCUUGAUGGAUUUGGAUAACAUAAAGGCCAAGAAGGGUGGUUGGGUCGCUACGACCUCGGAUAUGAUUUUCAAGUCCCAUACCAAGCUAUAUGAUAUCUUCAUCGAUCUUUCAUCCAACCCUCUGCCACCGAGCCCUGUAUCAUCCCCUUCUUCCUUCACCUCCCCCUCCCCUAUUAUUCUCUCUACCUCACCCUCUUCAUCUAGCGCAACACCCCUCACUUACACUCUCCCCUCUCUCCCUCUCUACCGCUCCCUCCUCCUUCUUACAUCAUCCCCACCUACGAUCCAUGCCGGAAUGUGGAAAGAAGGCGGAUGGUGGCUGGUCAUCUACGAAUUACUUGAGAAAGUCUGGAAAGUCUGUGUGGGAGUCUGUGAGUUUGCCGUGGGAAGAGGUAAUGUAGGGGCGCAAGGUGGUAAUGGUGUGAGGUUAGGAGACGAUGAAGAAGAGGAACAGUUAUUGGAUAACGCUGGGGAGGAAGAUUUGCUUGAUCUUCUGGAAGAGGCUGGGGAUGAAGCCGCAACUGUACAAGAGGAAUCAGCGCCCGAGGCAGAAGAGGAUGAAGCAGUUCGACAGGGGAGACUUGUCCUCCGUCAGCUGUUCCAUCACACCUAUCAUUUACAUUCGCACCUUCUUUCGGUGCUCAAUGGCAGACCGAGAGGGGAGAGAUCUAUCGGACAGUUGACAGAUCUUGAAGUGAAGACCCUGUCUGGUCGAUGGGCAGGCGCACAGGAUGCAAUAUUUUGGAGAGGGGUGGCUAGGCGAUGGGGUGCAGUCGUUGAUCUUGACGAGGAAUAAAUCUACAAUCUCUAGCGUUGUCUUUCUGGGCUGUUGUUAACGAAAAGUAUGGAUGCCACAAUUAUACACUUUUCGUGCUAGCCUUAUACAAAUGCAUAACGAUGUAUGCCGUAUUUUUC